Arctia plantaginis is the source of this 690-nucleotide messenger RNA. The record is from the annotation of a GenBank genome assembly. Lineage: Eukaryota; Metazoa; Arthropoda; Insecta; Lepidoptera; Erebidae.
AUGUUGUUCUACAUGGUUCUAGUAUAUUUCUUUGGUGUUACUGUUACUUAUCCUGUCUAUUUCGUGUUGAAAGUGUUGCUGCAGGAAAAUGAACCUUCUGUGACAGUUAGUGCAGCCCUGAUAGCAAUGACAUUGCUAACAAUACAAUGUCUAAGAAGAUUAUACGAGACGUAUUACUUGCAAGUAUUUGCCAAAUCCAGCAAAAUGAACCUUAGCCAUUAUCUGGCUGGGAUUAUUCACUACUUUGCUUGCAUCGUCACUGUUGUUGGACAAGCGCCCUUAUUCUGUGGACUCCAAUUCAGGGAAGUUAUGCCAUGGAACAAUACAUACACUACAAUCAUAGCAGUACCAUGCACUGUCAUAUUCCUCGUCACCUGGUAUGAACAAUUCAGGAGCAACAUUAUAUUUGCCAACUUACGCAAAGACAAGAAAUCUGGCAAAGUGGUGACAGAGGAGCACAGAAUUCCCCAUGGAAGAAUGUUUGAGUACGUGUCGAGCCCACACAGAAUGUGUGAGAUUAUUUUGUACACAAUUUUGUUGCUAUUGGUCCCGACAAGAACCUUCUUCUGUAUUUACCUUUGGGUGUUGGGUAAUCAGAUCCAAACAGCUAUACAGGCCCACGAGUGGUACAAAAAGACUUUUGAUAACUACCCUACGAACAGAUACGCGGUGUUCCCACGUGUUUUAUAA